Linum trigynum is the source of this 977-nucleotide messenger RNA. NCBI's taxonomy places the organism in Eukaryota, Viridiplantae, Streptophyta, Magnoliopsida, Malpighiales, Linaceae. The record is from the annotation of a GenBank genome assembly.
CUUACAAAUUAAUGUCCUAGGUCUUUAUUUUCCAAAUAUAUGAUAUUACCAAUAUGAACCCGAAAUGGAUGGCUACUAAGAAAAUAUCAUUUGUCGGUUCUAUUUGUAAAUGUUACUUCAACAACAUUUCGAGAAAUGCAAAUGACUACAGUUUUUAGAAUGCCGGAUUAAAAAGUGCAUUGUGAUUAACGAGACAUCAACAAGUAAAAAGAACGAAAGGGAAUCCAUAAAGACGAAGAGAACAACAUAAUUAACAACAUUAAUAUAUGUUUUCUUGAAUACAUGAAGAAAAAGAAGGAGAAAAAAAAACACCAAUCCGUAAAUAAGAAGGGAUAUAACGUAACAUACAGCCCUUGAUCCUCUGCAAAUCCACCCAACAAACCCCUCCUAGAAGAAGCAGAAAAAAGGACCUUAAAAUUUCACAAAUUCAGAACUGAUAAAGGCAACAGCUUCCAUCAUCACUCCUUGCAGUUUGGAUCAAAGUCACCCGCUUGUGGAUCUAACUGUAGAAAGUUCCGCUCUCCAUGGCAUCCUUGUUGGCAUCACCAAGAGCAGCCUCGUUCAAGUACUGGUCAGCCAACUGCACUCUCUUCACAUUGUCUUGCUCCUGCACCAGCAUGUUCCCGUACCCCAUCAGCGUCUCCAAUGUCAUCGUCGGCUGCUCGAACGUCGGCGGCGGGUCCUUGGAGUUCACCAGCUUCUUCCCGAUCGUGUCCACUCCCACUCCUGAGAUCCACUUCCUCACCUCGUCGUCGUACACCCUAGCCCUCAGCGCCCCGAAGAAAUCUGCACCCACACAAAUCGCAAAACAUUCGUUAAUAUGAUAUCAGAGUCUUUAACUAGAGAACAGAGUGUGUCAAUUAGACUGGAUUCAUAGAUUGGUGAAUUCAUGAAUUGGAUCCAAUGGAUUGGUGAUUGAUACACGAAUCCAAAUGACAUCCAAGUAUUGAACCAUUUUAUAAAUUUUAAAAAGUUUU